CCCGUCUUGCCUUGCCCAGUGCACUGCCCCCUUUCCAAGAUGCCGCGUUACCCGACGAUUUCAAUGUGUGGUCUAUUUGGUGUGUAUAUAUAUAGAGAUAUUGUCGCUAAAUGUGUGAUAUGACCUUACCCUAACUACGACUUUAAUAACUACAUACGCGAAUCAUAUUAUCCAGCAUACUGACAGCAGCGCUAGUCAGGCUCGGGUUAAUAUAGCUUUUCCUCAGCCCAUUUACUGAUUCAGGGGAUGACUGCGGUCCAAUAGUUUGUCCUGCUGGUAAGCCUGCGGGCGCUAGUGCCUUUUAAGUGGGCCAAAUAUGCCGGUCGCAUUAAAGAAAGCGGGUCUUUUCAGGAAGUUGCUGCCACUCACCUCUGAAAGGCUACAGACACUUAGUCUUUUCAUUGCUCUUCCAUAAAAAGCAAGUCAUGAGCCGAUUCUGGUGUAAAACAGUCCUCCGCGCUGGCAGAUAUUUAGCUUUGCCCGUUAGACAUCCAAGCUACCGACCAUUCACUUUCUCUUUCCUCUUCCAGUGCAGGAAAAUUACCUCGGUUUCAAUGUCUCAACCACGCAUAUUUCCAGACUCGGGAUUUUACAUUUUGGAUUCGAAUACUAAAUUCGAAGAAGAAACUCUUCCUGAUUAUUUAGAGGAGCGCUAUUAUCCAGUUCGCAUUGGUGAAGUUUUUAAUUCUCAGUAUCAGGUCAUUACUAAACUUGGCUUCGGCUCAUCGUCAACUGUAUGGCUAUGUCGGGACCUUUGUCAUCGGCGUUAUUUGAUCAUGAAAGUUCACGUUCGAGCUAAAGGACAGCUCCCCGAGGUGGUGAUUUCGAAGCAUCUACAAGCUAUGCAUAGUACUCAUGGCGGUGAAAAGUAUGUCCGGCUUAUCCUUGACGCUUUUGAGAUUCCCGGACCUUACGGGGUGCAUCCAUGCCUCCUGUACGAGCCUGCUGGCAUCGAUAUACGUGAUUAUAUACACUGUCUUGAGGGAGAUAAAUUACCAGAGAAUCUCCUGCGGCCUGCCCUACGGUUUGUACUUAUUGCCCUGGAUUACCUACACCAAGCAAAUAUCAUCCACACAGAUGUCCAACCGAACAAUAUCCUUUUAGGUAUUGAUGAUGACUCCAUCCUUGCUGGAAUGGAAGAGGAUGAAAUCUCGAACCCCUCUCCACGAAAAGUGCUUACUGAUCGUAUUAUUUAUGCCACUCGUGCAAUGCCUUUGACAGACGGUGAACCGAUACUCGCCGACCUUGGAGAGGCGCGACUUGCUAAACAGAAACAAACCGGCCUUAUAAUGCCAAGUGUAUAUAGGGCUCCAGAAGUAUUGUUAGGUAUGGAAUGGGAUAAUAAGGUUGAUAUAUGGGCCUUGGGUCAGAUGGUAAGACUAUCAACCCCCUGCAUUAUGACAUCUAAUAAUUAUGUUCUUUGUAGGCAUGGACACUGUCUGAGCAAGGACAUCUCUUCAGAAAUAUAAGCCUUGAAACCGAGACUGAGAAAGCCCAGCGUAUCGCAGAAAUGAUUUCUCUUCUAGGACCGCCCCCUGUUGAGUUUCUUAGACGAAGUAAAGAAAGUCUUAAAUUUUGGGAUGAGGACGGUGAGUGAACUUUGACUGCUUUUCAAUAUGACACGAAUGACUUAUCUACGUUGUAGGUAACUGGAAAGGUUCUACAAAAAUCUCAGAGCAAUCUCUUGAAUGCCGUGAAUCUCAGCUUGAGACUGAUAGUCAAGUACUGUUCCUCCGAUUUCUACGAAAGACUCUGCGGUGGUUGCCGGAGGAAAGACCAGCCGCGAAGGAGCUUUUGCUAGACGAGUGGUUGAGAGGAGAUGAUUACUAGAUUUUGAUGCAUACAACUGUGUCGACUCUCCUCUAGCCGCAGCAUUAUUACGGGUUCAGAUUAGUGAUAGUUCGCUAUCCUUGUCAUCCAUGAAAGUUGGUUGGCUCAUGCAAUAAACGCCAGCUGCCUGAACCCCUAGAUACGUCUAUCACUACAUUGUGUACCCUGUAGUUGAAAGCGAUCACCU
Messenger RNA from Monascus purpureus, 2017 nucleotides. The record is from the annotation of a GenBank genome assembly. Lineage: Eukaryota; Fungi; Ascomycota; Eurotiomycetes; Eurotiales; Aspergillaceae.